AUGUUCUCAAUUGGCGAGGGUUCUGCGCACUCCGUCGAUAGGAAUUUGUAUUCUCACUCCCCACUACCGAAUCCACGAUGGGGAGGGGACUCGUCUUACCCAGGUCAUUCGCCCCUGUCUGGGCCAUUACCUGACCCAUUCGCUGAUUCAGCCCCGCCACGGUAUCAAUUUCAACAAGGCGCAUAUAUGCAGGAUAGUCGCCAAUUUCAAGCUCUACUUGAGCGCUGCAGGGCACUGGAGUUACGCGAAGUCCAGCUGAGUAUGGAACGUGAUACAAUCAAAGCAAUGUUUGAACAACUUGCAAGCUCUAUUCGGUCAUUCCAUUCAGAUCCCUUUCAGCCUCAUCAAUCCAACUCGCCGGUUAUUUGCCCAGCCUCUGGCGACUCCACUCGUCCCACUCGUCAACUCUACCCCAGUAUAUUGUUCUGGACUCAGGAUGACUAUAUGGAGUGGCUGGAGUCUGCUAGUAGCCGAACCGCUGAUCGCGGAAAGCUGCCAUAUCUUGAGGAUGCAGAUGGGGACCCAGUACCUGAAACCACCAUCAAGGCUAUUCGCAAGCUCCUUCGGGGGGGCUGGUCCGAACUUUUGAAUCGCAAAAUGGCCCCACCAUCAUGGGGGAAGGUGUCAGCCUCUGGGAGACAGCUGGUCCACUCACUAAUGGAGGGCACGUUCCCACUGUUCAAAUUUGCUGAUAACGGUUGGAAACUAGAUUAUCUUGCAACAUCUUCAUAUCCUUCCUGGCGCCGGAACAACCUCGACAGUGACAACAAUCGCAAGUCUCGGGACAGCGUCAAGAAAGAAGAAGAAGAUGCCAAUGACGACGACGACGACGACGACACUAACGAUGAACAGACUAGCAAGAAGCGCAGGCGCCCGACGAUGUCGCCUGUUGAGUCAAAGGUUCCUAUCAAGAAAACAAAAGUUGAUUCAUUUGCGCAACUUGCUUCACCAUCGGCAUCUCCAUCUCCAACUCACACUCCAAGUAUCUUAACGGCGAGUCUGCCUGCACUCGAUACACCCGCUGUGUCUACAACAAUGCCGUCUGCGGAGCCCGAGUCUAUUACUGACCCGGAAAUCACACCCUCAGUUUCCGAUCUUGGACCGGUUAAUACUGACAACGUUCUUGCGUGUCCCGAACCUGUACCUGUCACCAAUCUGGAUGACAUUCACACCACAAACCCUGUCAGCGCAGCUGACACUAGCUACCAGUCUCAAUCUGUCACCGUCCAUAAGCCUGUCAGAGUCACUCUCCCGAACCCUCUUUCUGUACAUUCUCUCGCUGCUGCAAAUGUCGACAUACCACCGUCUCCACAAGUCACACCAGUUCACCCUCUUGAUACCCCUGGUGCUAUAGACCCUCUGCUGGACGACAGCGCCAGCUUGAUCAUAAAGAAAGAGAAAGUGAGUAAAACUGGCAGCAAGUGUAAAAUGCGUCCAAGCCCAACAAAGAACGGACGUAACCUAUGUGCGCACCGCUGGCUCAAGCAGAUCAAUACCACUGGAUCGACGGACGAGUUCUGUAUCUAUUACAACAGUCUCAGCCAAGGGCAACGGAAGGAGUAUGAUGAUGAAGCAAGCAAACUCAUUGCUGAAGGGAAUUGGGACAAGACCGCCAUUAUUGCAGGCAAGAUGUACUAG
This is a messenger RNA of Suillus clintonianus, 1638 nucleotides long. RefSeq lists its product as uncharacterized. The transcript has 8 exons. NCBI's taxonomy places the organism in Eukaryota, Fungi, Basidiomycota, Agaricomycetes, Boletales, Suillaceae. The record is from RefSeq and is a predicted model, not a curated record. Bases 1 to 1638 code for a protein of 545 amino acids.